Neospora caninum is the source of this 1230-nucleotide messenger RNA. RefSeq lists its product as hypothetical. The transcript has 2 exons. Lineage: Eukaryota; Apicomplexa; Conoidasida; Eucoccidiorida; Sarcocystidae. The record is from RefSeq and is a predicted model, not a curated record. The coding region runs from base 1 to 1230 and encodes 409 amino acids.
AUGGCCUUCUGGUGCAACACCGAAACUGCUAAACUGGAGCCUCACCAGCUCUCUGGCAACAGGACGUCCUGUUCCUCUUCUGCUGACCCCAUUGCCAGGUUUGGAAGCCGCACCGCGUUGACUAGGGGCUCCUCUGAGGGCUUUGGGUCCACAAGCAGUCAACAGCUCUUAACGCCGUUCUCCCCGCAGCUUGUAGAUCCCAUGGUAACAAACGGCUCGACAACACAUGCCCCGCAUGUUCUCGCCGAGGCGUCUUCAAACUUCUCCUCAGUGUUCGGGGGAGGCGGCAGUCCGGCUGCUAGAGCCUUGCCCUCGGGUCCGACCCACUGUGAAGCGGGGGUAGCAGGGCCGCAAGAAGGCGGAGAGAGGACUCCAUGGGGAUGCGAUAAUUCCACCGAAUCCGAGACAGCACCCAGCGCUGCCUCGACAUCGCAGACUGUCGAUGUAGAGGCACGCGAUGGACAUGCUUCUCUCCAGGCUGCGCAGAGUCUCCUUCUUCCACUGGAAUUCCUGUCCCUCUUGGCCGUUGAAUCGGAGCUGCCAGAAACUUGUACAGACAAUGUUCCUCUGGCUACCGAGGCUGUCUCCCGCGACGAAGACACCCACUCGGCAGGAGAAGGCACAACUGGCGACACCUCGGCUUUGGUUGAGCAUCACACAGAUAAAUUCGACCUUGUGGCUGCUGCCGAACCGGCCCUACCACAAACACCUUCCGCGGCAUCGCUGAAUGCGGAGUCACACCUGGGAAGUCUGUUGGCAUUUAUCUCUCCAAUGUUGUCAGUUCUGGCUGCCGGUGUGACAUCGCCUAGUGCUUCUGUUGGAGGACAGGAUAUGGAGACUUUCCCCGGGUUCCCAGGCCCAUCGAGCUCUUCGUGUGACAUGGAACUCUCCCAAAAGGCUAUUCGGCUGAUAUUCAGCGAUCUCCAACAUGUCUGCCUGCCGUUGCUUUCCAACGCUCUUUCCAUGUCCCGUGCAGAAGCAGAGUACGUGUCCGCUGCUUUAAGGCGUCACGCAGCUAUGAUCGAAAGUGUAUCUUCCGCGCCUCUUCCACAAACGGACUGUGCCAGUUCCUAUGGUUUCAGUCUUCUCUUCUGGCCAUAUCUAUCCAUUUUCAAAAAGUGCCUGAUGGACUGUGUCAUGCCGUCCUCCCUCUCAAAAUUCGAGCAAAUUCGCUUGCUUCUUCUAGUGUGCAAUACUCCCGAGCCUCCCGGUGCCCCCGCACCUGUUUAA